Messenger RNA from Venustampulla echinocandica, 1776 nucleotides. RefSeq lists its product as uncharacterized. The record is from RefSeq and is a predicted model, not a curated record. Gene Ontology annotation, biological process: DNA-templated transcription; regulation of transcription by RNA polymerase II. The coding region runs from base 1 to 1776 and encodes 591 amino acids. NCBI's taxonomy places the organism in Eukaryota, Fungi, Ascomycota, Leotiomycetes, Helotiales, Pleuroascaceae. The transcript has 4 exons. Gene Ontology annotation, molecular function: RNA polymerase II cis-regulatory region sequence-specific DNA binding; DNA-binding transcription factor activity, RNA polymerase II-specific; zinc ion binding. Gene Ontology annotation, cellular component: chromatin.
AUGCUAUUAUGGCAUCGGAUAGUAUGUUCUCUUCUCAUAAAAAUAUUUGGAACGAAGCCAGCUGAUAUUAAGUCUCUUGAAGACUCCACGGUAUCAGAUGAGCAUAACACCGAUAUAGAAUUGGAUCGGUGCUCUGUUAAAUUCCUUUUGAAUGGUGGGACGGCAAGCUUCAUCGAAUACUUUUGCUUCCCUUCGCUCAACACUGGAACCAAACGAAUGAAUUCGUCCUUGGAUGGAUCAAACGAUUCUGGCGUCUUACAUGGCUUUCCAAGUCUCGCAGUGGGUGGAACCAGUUUUCCGAAUCCAUUCAUGGAUCAGCCUAUUGACUGGUCACUAUUCGACGAUGAGAGUCUUCUAAACCUACUGAGUGGUGCAUUCAAUGGCAUGGAAACCCACUCAGAUAAUCUUUUACCCUCGUUCUUCAUAAGUGAAGAGCACGCAUCUGCUCUUCCAAUUGCGACAGCAUUUCCAGGAGAAUGGGAACCUCUAGGUAUCAUAUCCGCCACUAUCACGCAAAAGAUAUUGGAUAAAACAAUCUCUUCAAAUGCCUCUGCGCAAAAACAAGCCCUUAUCUUGCAAAAGCUAAACUAUCUCUUCACUCCUUCAAGGAUUACGAAUUUAGUAAACAUUUACUUUGAAACAUGGCACAAGAACUGCCCAAUUCUACAUCGGCCAUCUUUCAGUAUUGAGACCGCACCAAUAAACCUACUUACAGCCGUCAUUAUGAUGGGAGCAAUGUACUCACGGGUUGACGAGGAAAUCAGUACGGCAAAACUAAUUCUCGAUCUGGCUGAACUUUAUAUAUUUUCAUCCGAGGAUUUGACGGAAGAAUUCGAAAUUAAACAGAUGCUUGGAGACUGGGAAAGUCCGUCUAUUGAUCAAGAUGGCUUGGAUAUCACCAGCUACCAGAACCUUUCAGCGGCAUAUCUAAUACUAUGCGCCCAGUUCUGGGCAGGAACUUUAAUUUCUAGAAAACGAUCCAUUGAGACAAGAUUUGGAGUCCUGAUCAAGGCAAGCUUUCCAUCUUAUAGAGUGGCUCGAAGAAUAGGACUUACGAAAGCCCGACACGAUCUUGAGGAUAGCCUCGAUGAACGCUUAUGGAUUCAAAACGAGGAGAGAAUACGACUCAUGAAUGUAAUGACGCUUCUUGACUGUGCCUUCUGCUUUUUUGCCAAUUUUCCUUGUCGUUUGACAAACCAAGAAAGGGCUUUUGAUCUCCCAUCAGAGGAACACAUCUUCGGAUCCUCCAGACCCUUCUCUGAGCCAAACUUCGUCUCUAGUCGUCACCUUACCGUAUUCGAAGCAUACCAAAGUCUCUUCACACGACACUAUUCUCAGCCAACUCAAGACCAAGAAAGAGAAAUAAAUCCAUUAGCGUUAAAUCUUAUGGACAUGUUUGUUCUGAUUCAUCUUCUUUAUGUCCAAACUCAUAACCACAUUACACAAUAUACAUCCCUUAUUCCUCAAGUACGUGCCGAGUUGGGGGGAUCUACAGGACCUAGAACUCAGAACCCGUUAUCAAAGUCCAGCCAUGCGCACAUUCAAGAAGCACUUAGUCAGUGGUGGUCCAUUUGGGUCAGUGUUCGAUCCAAUAUUCCAAACAGUACCUGGUCCAUGCUCGGGUUCUUUAGGAAUGGGAUUAAUUAUUGGCUCGUAACGCAGCUUCUCAUAAGCCAUAUGGGAAGUGUAGAUGUAAUGAUGGGGAUAGAAGUAGGAUGUGAAGAUAUGUUGAAGCACUUGAAGGAACUUCUGAGAGAUAGUGGCAGUGAUGUUUAA